ACUCACUCACUCACUGUAUCUCUCGUUUAUCAAUCUUCAUUUCUGAGACGAUGCCGAAUCGAUAUCCAGGAACCAUGGCUCAGGAUUGGGAGCCAGUGGUCCUCCACAAGUCCAAGCCCAAGGCACACGAUCUACGCGACCCGAAGCUCGUGAACCAGGCGCUCCGCUCCGGCGGCCAGGUCCAGACUCUGAAGAAAUUCGACGGCGGCGCGAACAAGAAACCGGCGGCGACGGCGAUAAACGCGCGGAAGCUGGACGAGGCGGCGGAACCGGCGGCGCUAGAUAGGGUUUCGGUGGAGGUGAGGCAGGCGAUUCAGAAGGCGAGGAUCGAGAAGAAGAUGAGCCAGGCCGAUCUGGCGAAAAAGAUCAACGAGUUGCCUAAGGUGGUUCAGGAGUACGAGAACGGCAAGGCCGUGCCGAACCAGGCUGUGCUGGCCAAGAUGGAGAAGGUUUUGGGAGUUAAGCUUAGAGGAAAGAUGCACAGGUGAUGAUGAUGAUGAUGAUGAUGAUGAUGAUGAUAUGUAUGGUAUGGUGUGGUAUGGCGUGGAAUGGAUGAUAGAUGGAUAUAGAUUGUGCUGGUGUUGAAAAUAGAAAUCUGUGGUUUUUUGUUUUGUGUUUGUUUGGUUGUUUUGGAAAGUUAGGUUUGUAAAAAAAAUUGCUGAUGGUCAUGAAUGUAAAUUGUUGUUAAUUUAAUUAGAUACUUAAUUGUGCUCUGUUUUUUU
Messenger RNA from Camellia sinensis, 722 nucleotides. RefSeq names its product multiprotein bridging factor 1C (gene MBF1C). Gene Ontology annotation, cellular component: nucleus. NCBI's taxonomy places the organism in Eukaryota, Viridiplantae, Streptophyta, Magnoliopsida, Ericales, Theaceae. Gene Ontology annotation, molecular function: DNA binding. The record is from RefSeq and is a predicted model, not a curated record.